Molecule: messenger RNA, 3511 nt
Organism: Nematolebias whitei (Rio pearlfish)
Lineage: Eukaryota; Metazoa; Chordata; Actinopteri; Cyprinodontiformes; Rivulidae
Gene: nup133
Product: nucleoporin 133
Biological process (GO): protein import into nucleus; poly(A)+ mRNA export from nucleus; transcription-dependent tethering of RNA polymerase II gene DNA at nuclear periphery
Cellular component (GO): nuclear pore outer ring
Molecular function (GO): structural constituent of nuclear pore; protein binding
Source: RefSeq, a predicted model, not a curated record
GCGACGGCACCGCGCGCUGUUUGGAGGAGGCACUCCGUGGUUGUGUUCUUUUGCUCUCUCGGUGACAGCUGGACAUAUUUAUUGGCUGUUUCGUAGCUCUGGUAGAAACGCCGGCAUGUUUAGCCCCCGCACCGCUCCGAGCCCCGGCCGCAGGCAGCAGAGCAGGACCGCCGGGAGGAGGAGCGUCUCCGCGGCGGCCCCCGGCCUUCUGUUCUCCCCGCGCAGGACUCCUCUGUCGGCCAGGUCAACACCGAGCAGACUUCAGAGCCACACAGCUGCAGAAACCAUCAACUAUGAUGUCCAGACGUUUGGGUCGUCUCUGCCGGUCAAAGUGAUGGAGGCGCUGACCGUGGCUGAAGAUGAUGACCAGAUCUCAGUGAAGGUGGACGAGAGCGGCUGGGCCUGGAUGGUUUGUGGAGAGAGACUCAUCAUCUGGAAGAUCUGCCAGACUGCUGUAGCUAAGCUCUCUGUGUGUAAGGAGCUUCAGCUGCCCAGCAGUGACUAUAACUACACAGCUGAUCUCAUCGCUAUGACGUCGUCCGUUCCACUGGAGAUGGCUGCUGUUCAGUCCGUCUCUGUACUGGUGGUGGCUGCAGAGGGAGCGGCUCGCUUCUGGCCGAGCCUGGCUCAUGAGGGCAACUACACAGAGUCAGACGUGGACCUUGGCGACCUCUGUAACUUUGUAGUUGCUGUCAGAGGCGACAGCUUUGUCUUGUCAUCUGUCAAGAAUCAGCUGCUGAGAGUGUGUGCAGAUUCUGCAGGAAAGCUGCAGUGUCGAGCCCUGCAGCAGGGUCAGGGGAUGCUGUCUGGCAUCGGCCGGCGUGUCUCCAGCCUGUUUGGGAUCCUUUCCACGCCAGCCAACGACACGCUGCACAGUGUUCUGUGGGUGGCGGGAACCAGUGGCCUGUACACACUGACCACCUCCAGCUUGAGUAAAUGGGAGGUGGAGGACAACUCGGAGCACCAGAUCUUCAGCUGGGAUACCCGCAAAGCUUUGACCGAGAGCAUCGUGGAUUCCAUUUGGAGCCGGCCUGGUCAUUUUGGCUGCAGCCUGGCACCAGUCGGACACUCCCUGUCUGGCCUACUUUUGCCUGAUCACCCUGCAGGACAGGGGAGCCACCAUCUUUGAGCAGUUUACUGUCGAGGUGACAAAGUACAGCUGUCUAUUUCAGAGCGAGGAGGCCCUGCAGGCUACCCGCUUUGUGUUGCCCUGGUCCCCUGGCUCCACCGCCUUUCUGUACAACGAGGAGCUGGUGUUCGUCUGCUCAACGGGCACCAGCAGGGGAGCGUUGCCAGACGAGAAAAUCAGUUUCAACUCACCAGGCGAUGGUGUCCGUGGAGGAGGCUGCUGCGCCAACCUGCCCGUGCUUUUCUCCCAGAACAGCGGCCUGGUGGCGGUAGUGGCCAGAGAGAGUGCCUCCAUCCUGCCAGAGACCAUGGAGGACUCGUUGUGCUCGUCGCUGGCUGCAGCCCCUGAGGUUUCUACCAUGGAGACUUCAACCAGAGCGGAGCCUGUAGCCCAGGAGGACAAGACCAAACUGCUCAAGUCUGCCUUCCUGCAGUUCUGCCGUAACGACCUGCUGGGAGCUCAGGCGGUCACAGACGAGCUCUUCCCAGCUGACAGCGAUGGAGAGGAGGGAGCUGAGCUGGACAGCAUUGUGACUCAGAUCAACCUGGAGCUGGUGGAUGAUUACCCAGCCUCAGACCCACGCUGGGCCGAGUCCAUCCCAGAGGAGAGUGCUGGAUUUCUUCUGACAUCCCUCAUCAUCCUCCACCAACUGGAAGACAAGAUGAAGGCCCAUGGCUGCUUUAUGGACUUUCUGCUUCAGGUGGGUCUGUUGGACCGGCUCAGCCAGGUGACUGUGCGGUCGUCUGUCAUGGCAACUCGCCUGCUGCUGUGUGAGCACGCUGAGAAGCUGCAGGCAGCCGUGGUUCUGAAGAACUACCACAGCAAACAGACGGAGCUGGUUCACCGGGCCAUCAGCGCGGCGCUUCAUAGGAGCAGCACCCCCGUGCCGCCCAGCCUCACGGCAGCUGAUGUCUUUUUCAGAGAGGUGUCCCAGAUCUCCUCUGUGUUUGACUGUCUACUGGAAGAAGAGGAGCGCAGUCUAAAAGAGAACCCCGUGGACUCUGUGCAGUGGGCUGAGGUGGUUCUCACGGUUAACAACAUCAUUAAGGACAUGCUUCAGGCUGCCGUUCAGUACAGAGAAACCAAAGCCUCCAUGUACAGACCUUCUGAAAAUGCACCUGCAGAGCCUGAGUAUAUCCCUUGGACAGCAUCUGGCGGUGUUGGAGGCGUUCGCACCAUCAUUUCCCGCCAACACGAUGUCAUCCUAGGCUCCGUUUACCCACACGCCGACUCAGAGUUACGCAGUACUCUCUGUGAGCAGCUGGUAGCACUGCUGGACAUAUACCUGGGUGGAUACGUGGCCCAGCUGACCUCCCUACAAAAGCAGAGGUCCUCGGGGCCCCAACAGGAGCGCUACAACAGUCUCGAGAUGGAGUACAGCCAACGGCGCUCAGAGCUGCUCACGCCGCUGUUGGAGCUUGGACAGUACCAGUGGGUGGCAGCGCUAGCUGAGAAGUACUGUGACUUUGACAUCCUGGUUCAGAUGUGUGAGCAGAGCGACAACCAGAACCGCCUGCAGCACUACAUGGCAAAGUUUGCUGAGCAGAACUUUGCUGACUUCCUGUUUCGCUGGUACAUGGAGAAGGGGAAGAGGGGGAAGCUGCUGUCUCAGCCGGCUGCUCAGCAUCAGCAGCUGGACAGCUUCCUGCAGGCGCACCAACACCUGAGCUGGCUGCACCACAUCCACGUCCAUAACUACGAAAGUGCCCACAGGACUCUGGACAGCCAGGCCAACAUGGAGACCCGUUACUUUGUGAAGAAGAAGACGCUGCUGGCUCUCAGUAAACUGACGGCGCUGGCCUCAGACCUGCCCGAGGACGAGCUCACCAAACAAGUCAACGACAUCGUGGAGCAGGAACGCUUCUUGCUGCAUCAGGAGACUCUGCCCAGACAGCUGCUAGAGGAGAAGCAACAAAACCCCGACACCAUGCCUCUUCUCGGUGCACACAACCUCAUACAGCUGUAUAUCUGUGAUGACAACAGGCGCGCCAACGAGUAUGACUUCAAAAAGGCCUUGGACCUUCUGGAGUACAUAGAAGAGGAGGACUCGGUAGAUAUUGAUGCACUGAAGUGUGAGAUCUUUGUCAAUGCGCUCAGGAGAGACGACUGGUCUUCUGCUGACGGGAACGAAGAUCCUCUGGAAGCAGCUAAGGACAGCAUCUUUGUUAAAAUCCUCCUUAAACUCAUUCAAGAAGGUGUUCCUCUGCAGACGUACCUGCCUGAUGUCAAAGAGCUGCUGGAGCUGGACGAGCUGAGCGCUCUGAAAUCCAAACCUUACUUUGAGUUUGUUCUUCGAGCUAAUUAUGAGCAUUACCUCCAGGCUCAGAUGUGACGGCCGUGUCCUCAGCUCGGCCGCUGCUCUUCAGCUUCUACACAUUUACU